UAGAUGGUUAGAUUUGCGGAAAACCUAAAAUUUGUCUAGCCGCCGCAUUCGAGGUCCGAGUUCACUGAGACAGAGACAUGGGUGACGAAGUUAAGGCUGUGAUUCCUGAGUCGCUCUUGAAGAAGCAGAAGAGGAAUGAAGAAUGGGAGCUUGCCAAAAAGCAGGAGAUUGAAGUUUUAAAGAAGAAGAAAGUCCAGAGCCGCAAGUUGAUUUACGCUAGGGCUAAGCAAUAUGCAAAAGAGUACGAGUCUCAGGAAAAAGAGUUGAUUAAAUUGAAGCGGGAGGCAAAGUUGAAAGGAGGAUUCUAUGUCGAUCCAGAAGCUAAGCUUUUGUUUAUCGUUCGAAUCCGUGGUAUCAAUGCCAUGCAUCCUAGGACGAGAAAGAUCUUGCAGCUCUUGCGAUUGAGACAGAUUUUCAAUGGUGUUUUUCUUAAAGUGAACAAGGCAACAAUGAACAUGCUUCACCUGGUUGAACCUUAUGUGACUUAUGGAUACCCUAAUCUCAAGAGUGUGAAGGAAUUGAUUUACAAAAGAGGUUAUGGGAAGUUGAACAAGCAGAGAGUUGCUUUGACUGACAAUGCAAUCGUUGAGCAGGCUCUGGGCAAGUUUGGCAUCAUCUGUGUGGAAGAUCUCAUCCAUGAGAUCAUGACUGUGGGGCCUCAUUUUAAGGAGGCCAACAACUUUCUCUGGCCCUUUAAGCUCAAGGCACCAUUGGGUGGUCUGAAGAAGAAGAGAAACCACUACGUUGAAGGAGGAGAUGCUGGCAACCGUGAGAAUUACAUCAAUGAGCUAAUUAGGAGAAUGAAUUAAGCCUGUUUUUAUCUGUGAAGUUAGUGGUUGAUAUCUUUUUGGUUCAUUUGGAAGGGUCCUUAUCUUAGUUUCUUUUGGAAGUUAGAAACAGUUUGUGUUAAAAGCAUGAAUAUUUGCAUUUUGUUAAUUGUUACCAUUAUUCUCCUUUGUGACUGAGCUUUCUCAAAGUUUUGUGCCUUAAGAAAUUUUAUUGCUAAUACUUCACAUGAUUAUUUAUUA
Durio zibethinus is the source of this 1028-nucleotide messenger RNA. RefSeq names its product large ribosomal subunit protein uL30y-like. The record is from RefSeq and is a predicted model, not a curated record. Gene Ontology annotation, biological process: maturation of LSU-rRNA from tricistronic rRNA transcript (SSU-rRNA, 5.8S rRNA, LSU-rRNA). Gene Ontology annotation, cellular component: cytosolic large ribosomal subunit. Gene Ontology annotation, molecular function: structural constituent of ribosome; RNA binding. NCBI's taxonomy places the organism in Eukaryota, Viridiplantae, Streptophyta, Magnoliopsida, Malvales, Malvaceae.